UGGCGAAACAUUUAAAGGUGGUCUCAUUUGUACAACAACCACAAAUCAUAUGGUGCUAUUCGCCAUCUUACCAUCAAGAUGAUCGCCGUUUUGCCAACAUUGUUAAGUAAAGAAACUUGUGUGCUUGUUAUGCUAAGUUAUGGCUGGUACUGUUUUCGUUUUUCACGGUUACUAUUUUCGCGAUUACUUUUUUGAAACACUGCGCAAACAAUUGAGUGAAGGUCCUACUGAAUGAAAUCAGCUUUUUUUUUUGCUUUAAAAUCUAUUAUCUAUGAAAAGUAAUCGGCGAAAAAUAUCGCGAAAAACGAGUAUAGUACCAGACUUUAUGGCCGAAAUGAGCGAAAAAUGCAAAGCUGCAGCAGAACUGAACUGAAGCAAGCAUAAAGUUUAAGAAGCGUAGAGUUUGGAGCGUACUGGAUUCGAAUCAUACUAUAUCUUGCUUUAUUCGUGGUCCUAAUCAAAUUCCCAGUUGCAUACUAAUAUUAUCCCAAAAUCAUUUUGACUGAUGUAUACAUGACAUAAUUGUCGGCGUUCUCCGCAAUAAAUAUUUACUAUUUGGUUAUAUUUAAUCGAAAUUGUUGUGACCAAACAUUAGUUUCGCACCAAACAAAGAGAAAUUCCUGAAAUGUGAAUUUCACCAUUCACAAGCGGGGCGAGGAAAAAAUCAAUAAUCCUACUGCUGCUUGGCGAAAUAGGAGUCGCUUAACACAACAAAUACGAUAAAAAUAUGCGAAAAUAAACAACAACAAUCUGGCGCAAAGAAAUUCAAAAUGUCGGACGAGGAGUCAAUUUCUGAGGGGUUUUCUGCCAGUGAGGAUGAGUGGAAGCCCAGCAAGGAAGUCAGAGGAGGCGAAUCCUCGGACGAUGAUGACAGUGACUUUGAAGAGUCGUCACCAAUAGCUAGUGCUACAAGUGCACCAAAGAGAAGCAGAGUUGAACGUGAACCCAAGGCUCGCAGUUCUACGAAACAGGUUUCAUCCAAAAAGAAGCCCGGGCAAUCAUUGCGUGCCAAGCUGUACAACAAAUAUAGGCCGCUGCCGAAAACAUUUUCUCCACCAAGUAGUGACGGCAAAAAUUCACCAUCCGCUUCCACUUCACGAACGAAAUCAAAAAACGCAAAAGCGCCCAAUGAAAGUAACACAAAAGACCGCAGUGAGGAUGAUGGUUCCAGUAGCGAUGGCAGCAUCGAUAACUAUUUGGUUGAUCCUGAGGAACUCGACAUUCAAUCUAGCUUCUUCAAUGUCUCAUCAAAGACCACUGCAGAUAAGCCAUCCGUUUCCCCAGUUCCUGACUUUGAUUGCAAUGCCGGUUUGGGCAACCUGUCGGACUCAGCAUCGGAUGAAGAUGAGAAUAACGUGUCCGUCAACUUUAUUAAGAAGGACGAGACUAAAGCAUUUGAUUUUCGCAACAUACUCGAAAACGUCAAUAGUCUGGAGCGAGUGAAAGAAUCACUGGCAAAGCAGGCAGCUGAAGAUGCAUCGAAGAAAAAGUCUCGCACUGCUUCGAACAAACUAGAUACAAUGGAUGUAUACUCAUUACUUGCAUUGGGCGAAAAACAACAUCGAUCCCACAACGACGGUGAAGAUGAAGAUGACGAAGAAGACGAUGAGGAGGCAGCUGCAGCUGCAGACAAAGAACGUCGCAGCAAAGCCCCAUCCAAACUGAGUAAGACUAAAUCAACUCGUGUUAAACGCCAUACAAAGACACGGCCUGCAUCGACGCUAAUAGCUGGAGGCGAUACCGACGAUUCUGAGUUUGAGGAAGUGGCAGGUAGGAAACGCAAGUAGUGACACCUUCUAUAUAGGUUGGUGAUGGUUGGUUGGCUAUAGACUUACUGUUGUUAUACCUUGUGGCCAUUGUUAUGAUUGUAGUUGAUUUUUACUUGUCUAUAUGUGUCUGUCAAGUUUAUCAUUUACACCAAGUCCUUAAGACGAAAACGCUAACAAUAUUAGACAGGACUAUGUAAGAAAAAGUCUCAUGUGCGCGCGCUUCCACUGACUCAAUAAUCAAAUGAGACUGCAUAGAUACUAACAGCUACUGCAUACUAAUAUAAAGUUAUGCUUUGAUGCAAGUUUUUGGAUAAUAAAACAAUACCAUAGAAAAUGCAAUCAAUAACGAAAAGCAGGUAUCAUCAACAAAUAUUAACUCAUUUUUCUUAAAUUCUAAAUAUGACGCUAAAAAAGAUCAAGAAUGUGGAAUAAUUUGAUAUAGGUAGUUUUUAUUUAUUUAUACAUUACUUUCCAAUCUGUUUUUUAAUGGUUGUGACUUCCUUUUCAUUUAGUGUUUACUACUAAUGCUCUUUAUUUUUAUUAAUUUCAUUUCAAUUCAUGUAUCUGCCGAGUAAAAAAAGUUCAUAUGGUUUGAUCUGAGAAAUGAUUAUAUAGUAUGUAUGUAUAUUUCUUGACAAAAUUGAGCCAAAGUUUUUAGUAAAGAAUUAGGAUCUUAUUCACAAAACUUAAUGUGGAUUUGAAAAAGGUUUAUAUGACAAUUUUUUUUAUAGAACUGUCAAAUAAACCUAUUGUAUUUCAAAUCCACAUUAAAUUUAAUCAUUUUCAUUGGAAAGCACCAACGCCCUUGUCUGAUACCACAAAACUACUCGACCGAAAUCAUGUUUGGGAAAGUUUUUUGUUUUGUUAUUUCCCUUUCUUUUACGUUUUCUAGCUAUCUUCAAUAUAUUCGAUUAUAGAUAUAUCGAUCGGUUCAUUUCCAAAAGGCUUCAUUGCAGAGUCUGUUUUUUAAAUUGCUCUAGACCAUUGUUUUAGAUAUAUCUUUAUGUCAAGUCAAAAGUGUGUAAGACAUAUCGUAAAUGUAAUGCAAUUUUGUUCCCUAUACCAAUUUAUAGAUUUUGAGAUAAACGUAUUUUGUGAUAAAUGCUUGGAAAAAGGGAAUGUUUGCCACAUUUUACUCGCGAAAACUAAAAAUAAGACACCGCAAUUUUUUUAAAGUACCCGUUGUUGCGAUCCUGUUCUUCGGUCCAAAGGACCCUUCCUCGCGGGAAAAUUAGAACCAUGAGCGUGACCCCCGCUUGCAUUCAGAGACUCUUGCGCCGAGACUCUCCACCCGAUACCGCUGCUUGGCCGCGACUUUAGUUACAGCCAGUAUUGAAGAUUUCUCCCCAAAUUGGGUUGUUAUUUUCGAAAAUGGGGACUAAAUUUUUGACUUGGGUAUUUGAUGGGGAUUCGGAGCAAAACUUGGUGAUUUUUCGGGGAGAUAUUUUCUGUUAAAAUUUUUUGAUUUUACUUUAUUAUUUUUUUUAGUCAUAUUUGAUAAACAUCUACAUAACAUAAAUCGGUACAAUUUACACCACGUUAUACUUGCUGUGCUUUAUUUCAGUACUAUAUAGUACACGAAUAACCGGUUAUUAUUAUCUGUAAUCGCAUGAUAUUGAUAAUUAUCCAGUGCAGCUUUGCACUGAAAUUCUUCCCAGAACAUAUGACAUGCACUUGAUAAGGGUUGAAACUCUAUUCGGCUUUGCAUGUGCACAACUUUCAUACUCCACAUACAAAAAAUUGUAAAUGAAAAAUGUGUGAAAAUGUUUUUUUAGGCUUAUGACUUAAAAGUAGCAAUUAGGCAUAUUUAAUCCUAGUGUAAUAUGAUGGCAGGAUUGUGUUGUUGAGAUUGUUCACAACAAAAACAGUACCCUGCUUAAGAUAAAAAGAAAAAACAGCAACUACAUCAAUGAAAUAUUACGUCAGUUUUUUAUACAGUGCAAAGCACGUUUUAUCGACUAUUAUUGCAUGAUAACGAUAACAAUCUAUCCAAUUCAACUUGGCAAUGGUUAUCUAUCCAGUACGCCUGACUUACAUUGAAUGUAAAAAACAGACUCUACAUCCAUUUUUCCUAACUUCAAAUCCUUAGUCGGUUGAAUUGUAAAAAACAGACUCUACAUCCAUUUUUCCUAACUUCAAAUCCUUAGUCGGUUGGCCGUCAGUAAAACAUAUUUUUGUCCAAGAAAUGAAUUCUAUUUUUUUUUUAUAAAAAGCCUUUCAAAAUUGUUUGGGGACAUAUAUUCAAAAUUGAGGAUUUUCGGGGACAAAAGAUUCAAAAUUUGGGGACAAGGGACGGAAAAAUACUGGCAUACGCGGUUGCAUCUACCCCUACCGAGUAUUCCACAAUCCACAAUCUGUGGACGCUCCCGUUAGCUCUUAGCUCAGCUUCUCAUAAAACCGUGAACACACAAAUCGGACUUCAACCGGUGUGGUGCUACCAUACGGCAAUGCAAAAGUAUACACAGCUUUCUAACUGUACAAUUGGAACGGUUUGUCGUUAUUGUAAAAAAGCUGCAUGUUUUUGAAAGGUGAGAAGUGCGUCUUCCUUACAAGUGUCGUUUAUUUAAGUCGAGUGAUCUGUUCUCAUAUAAAAUAGUUGCAAACGUUGGGCUUUGCAAAAAGCAAGCAAAUAUAUUGAAAACAUGGCAUUUUAUUUGAGAAGACAAAUAAUGAUGCAGCAACGCUUAAUAGAAAGGUUUGUAGUUGAAUAUGCUGUGCAUGGUUUUAUUGAUAAAUUUGAGUUCUUCUGACUAUUUAUGUGGAUGCAAAUGAGCGUUUGCCAUAUGGCAAGACCAAUGCUAUUUAUUCCCUCCAUAAAAAGAUAGUUUGUCUGUCCAAAGCUAGUCUAGCCUAACUCUUUAGAAAGUAAGCGUGCUUUCGACAGAAGGACGGCCGAACAUGGCUAGAUAGGGGUCUUAGAUUAAUAUUUCAAGGUGUUACAAAGGGAAUGACGAAAUUAUUUUAUCCCCAUACUAUGGUGGAGGGUAUAAAAACCCGGAAAUUGUGUGUCUCAUUCAUGGUUACAUGAGAUAGAAUGUGGCAUCCUACUUAAAUUAGAGCUGACAAACUAUCCAUAUUCGCUCCAUUCGAUAGUUCCGAUAUUUUUCUUCUUAACCUAUUAGUACAUAGUGUCCGACGUUUUUAUUUCUUACACUACGUGUAAGAAAAGAAGUUGAAACACAUCACAAUUCACACUUGUUCUAUAAUUUUAAUCAAGUUUCAACUUUAAAGUUCUUGUUUACUUUAAAGUUUAAAGUGAAAAAACUUCCAAAAAAAGCAAGGGUGACAGGUGCAUGAAUAAAAUGCAAAUUUGCCCGUGAAGAUUCCAUUAAGGUACAGGGGCAAACUUCUCACAUAUCAAUCAGUGCUGUCCGAUUCAAGUUUAAGCUCAAGGAUAUGGGGCCUCCUUUUUAAAGUCGAGUCCUAACGGCGUGCCCCUGUGCUAAACCUCUUGGUGAAGAAGUUUUUACAUGGGGGCAAUACCAAAUGGUACUGUACCUCACAUAUGUCGCCAGCAUUAGGAGGAGUUAACCGCCGCUGGAAAAUGUUUCUGAUGUUCUCGCCAGAAUUCGAACCCAGCCGUUCAGCGUCAUAGGCGACAUGCUAACCUUUGCGUUGGUGAUAAACAAAAGCACGAAAAAUUAAAUUAAAACUAGUGGUACGUUAACGGGACCAAUAUUUUUAAAUUUUACAGCAAAUUCUAAGAAUAUGCGUAUUCAAAUUAUGAUGAAAAUGAUGCAGAUUGACAUAUAUUAGGUGCACUCGCGGCAUAUCAUCAUUUAUAAAGUACGCUCUGUAAAAACCAAGUUUUGUUUAUACAUAAAAAAUUAAAUCGCUUAUUGGCCAUCAUUCAUUUCUAAACAAAAUAAAAUUUUUGAAUAAACUGUGCUAGGGAGCUUUAUCGUAUUUAGAGCGCGCAACAAGCCGAUUACUGGCAUUGUUGUUGUUGUUGUAGCAAUGUGUUGUACACUGAGACGGCAACCCUUGUCGAUGAAGGACUCCAUCGGGUCAAUCCGAUACGUACAACUGGCUGCCAUGGGAUUGGUACUAGCAUAGAUGAAUUUCCAUAGUGGCAUGGGAUAUUUAUCUGCACCCUCUUUUCAACAUAACCUAACUAUCGAUACUAUCAAUAAUUUAAAAAAUUUGUUAAAUAUAUUAUUAAUUAUUAAAAAUACAUAUUUUCAAAGAAAACACGUAAAAAUAAAACGAAUAUCUGCAACAUUCCUGAAACCAUAUACAACAGCCAAUCAGCUUUACUGGAGCUUUAUUUGAGAGAUUUGAAAAUCCGUUUUCAAUCAGGUUUUAUUAAAAGCGCCUUACAAAUUGGUGGUUUGGGGAAUUCAUGCACAAAAUUUCUGCAUGAUUGGCUAUUAAUUGAGGUUUCUCAGGAGUUAAAAUGUAAAAUUGGGCACUAAGAUGCCAUAAUCCAAAAUUGCUCAAUAUUACAGUACUCGACUUAUCGUGUCCUUUUUACCUUUCUACUAAAGUGGUAAUAUCGAUGGAUGCCAUCGUUUAAAACUGUCGAUAAGAUCGAUAGUGCCAUCGAUAGUUUGCCAGCUGUAACUUAAAUAUUGUGGCUGGGAUAACUUAAUCAUUGGUUUAAUUUUUGAAUUUUUGUAACUACCACCAUAGGGGGUGGGGGUGUAUUAACUUAGUCAUUCCAUUGGUAACAACUCUCGAAAUAUAGAUUUACGAUCCCAUAAGGACAUACAUUCUAGAUCGUCUUGGCGUUCAAGUCCAUCCAGCCAUGUACGACCGUCCGUCCGUCUGUGGCAUUCACGGUAGCAGUCGACUGAUGUAGGUCGUUGGUGAUUGCAAAUGACCGAAAUCGAUUCAUAUUCAGAUGUAGCUCCCAUAUAGAAUGGUUUUUCGAUUUGACUUCUUGAUACCGUAAAAGCUGCAAUUCUUAUUGAAUUUGGUAGAAUUUUUGUACUUAGUGUUAUAAACAAAUCUCUCGAUAGGUCAACUAAGUCCAUUUAUGUAUUUUUUUUAGCAGAAUCCAAAGUGGUGGUUUCCCAAGAUUCGGCCCGGCCGAACUUAGCACAUUUCUACUUGUAUUUUUUAUAGUUUCGGCGAAAACAUGUGAUACUUUAGCUAUGCAAAACUUUCUUACAAUAUAAUAAGUGGCGUUUGGACCCAGCUAUACAGAUACGAAACAAUCUUGGUACAAUUGUGGCACUCAUUUUGAAGGCGGUCUUAGUCUUGCUCUUUUAUAUCCUUUAAAAAUACCAAAACAAACUUAUCUUGUGUAUCGAGAUACAGAAUAUAGAAGAACUUGCAAAGCACACGUUGCAAUUUCCCUUUUUUUAGUUUAUUAUAAUUUACCAUCACUCCAUGAUUACAUAUUUAUAAAAUAUUUAUUUUGAAAAUGCAUUUAAGGGUUAAUACAGUUGUAUGUCAAGUGACUGCAUUUGCUAAUUCAGAAAUUAGCAGUAGUUAGGAAUGGAGAAUCAUUUAAAAAUUCUAAAGAGUAAAGAUCAAAGAUAAUAAAUAAAAAUAGCAUUAAUGGUAAACAAUUGAAUAUUUAUCUUUUAAUAUCUGAUACAAAAUUUGCUGGCUCUGGCCGGAAUUGUUGCAUUCACACUUCAAAUUUCGUUGUUUGUAACUGAUUGAUUGGCAAGGAGCUUUUUCAGAGAAUAAAGUGACAGCAAUUAAGGCCACGGACAGGGGCUAACUUUUUAGUUUUUUUUUUUCUAUUGUUAUUAUUGUAAGUUAUGAACUCUUGGACUGACAUUUCUAUUUAGCAAAACCAAAUCUUUAAGUGCGAAUGUACUGUUCAAACAUUAUAUUUUUGGUUGCCUUUUUGUUUUUGGCAAUCAACAUGGUUGAUUCAAUGCCAAAUAGCGAGUUGAAAUAGACUUGACACUUAUCAAAAAAGGAAAAUUAUUGUAUCAUAAACCACGAAUGAUUAAAAUAAUACGCUAAGUAUACAAAACUGUAUGUUGUUCUUUGGUACAUUCUGUUCCCAAUUAAGAGUUAUUAACAAUUUUUAUUUAUCAAAAGUUUACAAAAGUACAAAAAUCUCCUUUGGGUAUUUUAUAGUUUGCUUCUUCGAAAGCUAUCUUUUCUUCUGAACUAUUGAGCUCAUUGAAAGUAUUGGCACUGAGCGAGGUGUUUGUCAGCCUCGGGAAUAACAGUUGGAUUAUAAGUCACAGAAAGAAAAAAAUAUAUGUGGAGUAGCAUCAAGUUGGCCAAAAUACUAAAGGACCUUUGGUGAAUUUUGAAAUUUGCGGACUGUAUUCAGUCAAUCCUUUUGUCUGUUGUAGUCGAGUUACAAACUAAAAAAGAUGUUGAGUUGAGGUUUUUAAUACAAAAACACUGGUUAAAUUCUUGACUGGGCCAAAUCGGGCUUUGUGCAUACAUUUGGUAAAUGACGAGUAUGGUCCAUAUCAGAUCACAUACACCUAUUAAAUGUGUAUUUAUUACCCGAUAUAGGGGCUUCUGAACAGUGAAUUAUUGUGGAUCCCUCGAUACCAUUAUCCAAACGAACAAAAUUCAGAAAACCCAAGACCAAGCGAAAAAAAACCCAAAGUCAAGACCAUAAUUUUGUGGCUUUUGCGGCGCAUCUUGCAUGUCUCCGUUCACUAGUCAUUGCUUGUUCGUAAUUGCGGCGAAAGAAGUACCAUAGACACGAUAUUUUAAUUCUUGUGACUUUUUUUCUGGUCCCAUAAGUAAAGACAAACCAUGAAAGAAUACCGUUAUGCGAGCGAAGAAUCGCUUGAAACUGUCCACAGGUUUGGAAAAUGCAUUGGCACAAAUGUAUUAUAUCGAGCGGGCGCAAAAUAGAAAUAAAUAAAUAAAGAAUUAAAAAAAAAAUCUUCUUUGAAGAAAAUUAUUUUUACUUUUUAUAUCUUGACUCGUAGUUCAAUUCUACGGGGAAGCGAUCCGACCAGUUCUCGUCCUGGAACGUAUAUCUAUUGAUACCGUUACAUAGACCCCAUUUUCCCUUGUUCCUUAGUGGAAUGUUCCUUGGCAAAAUUUGCAAUUUUACAUAGACCCCACAGCCGUAGAAGCCGUGGUGCUGAAAUUUUUGCAUUACAAAAAGGCAACUCCCAACGUAAAAAUAGGAGAUUAUGUAUGUAUAUAAUGCCACAUCAUGUUGCAUACGAAAAAUAUUGUUUAAGCUGUUAUCACUCUAUAUGGUCAUGUCUUAUGACAGUUCACUUUUAUGUAUCAUUUGUAUUUCAAAUUAUCGUGUUUGGUAUCACACACACUAGUACAUAUAUGUUAUUUUUGUAUGACAUAACCUAAAAAUGUAACAACAGCUCAUAUUUUAAAGCGUAAAAAUUGUUACAGUUGUGAGAAAGCUAAUGUUGUGAAAAUAAUUUAAUUUGGCGUUGCUUUCAUCCGACUGACAGCAAAAAUAGUUGAUUUCUUAAUGUUUUUGUCAGAUGAAAUAGAGCACCGCUCUAAACGAAAAAUAACAUUUGCUAUUUUGAAAUGUGAUUGUGUGAUAUGUGAAAAUUUUACAAUAGCAAAAUUUGACAUAUCACAAGACAAGAACAUACAGUGUGAUAGAGCCUUAAGUACACGCGUACUUCCUGUAAUGAACAGAAGUAUUUGUGUACACAAUAAAAUCUGAAUUUGUGAAUGUACACUCUGAAAGUCACUCGCACAGAGCACAAAUCUCUGCAAUAUCAGAUAUUAUUUUAUACAAAUAUCAAAUUAUACGAGUAUAUAUAUAUACAUCAGAAAAAGAUUAAAAAACAAAACGAAAAAUCAAACCUAACCUUAGUAAAUGUAGUUAAUUUAAAUAUUUAGAACUGAAUUAAAACGAAUUUACUUUAAAAAUGUAUUCAUAUGUUAAAAAGUAAAAAAAAAAACAAACAAAAACAAUUGAAAAGACACACAACAACGUUAAAAUAACAAAAAAAAAAAUGUUAAAAAGACACUCUUAUGUUAGUAAGAAUAGAAAAUUUACACGCAUACAUUAAAAAAUAUAACAUACCCGAAGAAAAUAAAUGCAGCAGCUGAAAUAAUGAAUACGAUACCUAGCUAACACGUAUUAUUAUACCAAAUCAAUUAAAGAUCUAAUUAUUAAACAGAUGAACAAACAACAAUCCAAUAGCAAACAAUUAAAUACACACACACAUACAUACAUAGAAUAUCUAAUUUUACCAAUAACACAAUAAAGAGAGAGAGAAAAAAACCAAAGCUAUCCGAGAAUAGCUAAAUGCAAAUCAGCACCAUUCUCAGACGUCAAUAAGUCUAACUGUUUGUUAUGAGUGUGUAUGUUUCUUCAGAAAAUACCGUUAUUUGCCAAAUUUCAAGUAUUGAUACGACCACGUGUUGAUCAACAACAAAACCAAUUUAGAUGUAAAAAAGACAACACAAACAAAAACCUUCAGUGUACUCGUAUAUGUAUAUGUUAUGUACGUUCGAAUAUGAAAUAAUUUAGAGCACUUACUCGAUAUUUGCUGAAUACACACAAAUAAAUGUUACCGAAUAUGCAAAUUUA
This is a messenger RNA of Stomoxys calcitrans (stable fly), 10227 nucleotides long. RefSeq names its product DNA repair protein complementing XP-C cells homolog (gene Xpc). Gene Ontology annotation, molecular function: single-stranded DNA binding; damaged DNA binding. Bases 771 to 1787 code for a protein of 338 amino acids. Gene Ontology annotation, cellular component: cytoplasm; nucleotide-excision repair factor 2 complex; nucleus. Gene Ontology annotation, biological process: nucleotide-excision repair; mismatch repair. The record is from RefSeq and is a predicted model, not a curated record. The transcript has 4 exons. NCBI's taxonomy places the organism in Eukaryota, Metazoa, Arthropoda, Insecta, Diptera, Muscidae.